Messenger RNA from Arctia plantaginis, 378 nucleotides. Lineage: Eukaryota; Metazoa; Arthropoda; Insecta; Lepidoptera; Erebidae. The record is from the annotation of a GenBank genome assembly.
AUGAAAAUCCACGAGGACGUUGGAGACGAUAGCAUCGGUCGCGGCGUAGUUUCUCUACCCGGCAGUCCCCGGGGGAACAACUCUUCAGUUCCUGUCGUGGGCUCUGCAGAGAGUCUAGUCACGAGAGUGCUGCAGGAGCAGGGACUGGGCGAGUACUGUGACCCCGAGUUCGUGAGGAACACUUCUCGCGAGAUGCAAGAGGCACUUGAGAUGACGCAGGAGCAAAUGGACAGAGCCGCGCACCAGCUAAUGGUAAAGGAAAAGACCAUAAAACAAGCGCAAAGCCAACAAGCUCAAGUUGGCGACAUCCUAGCCCGCCAAUACCACCCGUUUCACCAGCCAGCGACGAUGCCCCCACCAGUGUUCAAACGGUUAUAG